Molecule: messenger RNA, 2043 nt
Organism: Australozyma saopauloensis
Lineage: Eukaryota; Fungi; Ascomycota; Pichiomycetes; Serinales; Metschnikowiaceae
Gene: NRP1
Product: Nrp1p
Exons: 1
Coding region: 1-2043 (680 amino acids)
Molecular function (GO): mRNA binding
Source: RefSeq, a predicted model, not a curated record
AUGGCCGACGUGUACGUGGCUAUACAUCUCAGCACCACGCUUGACGAGGCUUCUGCAUUCAGAGAUGCCAGCCAACUCAUGGCCAUCUCCUGGUGUGUUGUAGAGGCAACCUCAUUGGAGGUGCUGCCGUCACAGAGUAUCUUGAUCAAACCAGAGAAUAUCCCCGUGACCCCUGCUUGUUUGGACAAAUACAACGUGUCGUGGGAUGAAGUGAAGAACGGUCUCUCGUUCAAAGACGCUAUUGCCGAGUUUGACAAGAAACUCAGCGAACAGGUCAAUGGAAGAGAGUUUUCGUUCGUCACCGUCGACUUGCCAAUGUUGCGAGUGUCUCUCCCUCGCGAGGCUAGAGAUAAGGGUGUGGUGAUGCCUGCGUAUUUGCAGCAUCCCCGGGUCUUCGAUUUGUGCAACGAAUAUCUGAAAUGGCAGGCCGUUCAUCCGGAGGCCAUGAGCUAUCCCAACUCAUCUUUGUCGAACGUGAUCACCGCCUUGAGCGUGGACGUUCCACUCGGGUGGUCGGAAGACAAAUUGGAGGAUGUGCCCAAAGCUGUCGAGACAUAUGCUGCUAUCUUGGUGCAGAUGGUGAAGAAGUCGGUGCCAUACGAAGCGCACAAACUGGUUCUCACGAAGCCAUACGAUUCGGCGCAGGAUGCAAAGGCGUUUUUAGCCGAACGCUCCAAGAUCUUGUUUUUGUCCAAUCUUCCUGCUGAGACGACGCAGUCUGAGCUCGAGCUGUGGUUUGCCCAGUAUGGGUGUAGACCUGUCGCUUUCUGGACACUCAAGAAUGUCGACAAUGAUGCUAAGAAUAAUCAGAACUCAACAGCACACAAAUCAAAGAGCAUCUGUGGCUUCGCCAUCUUCUCGAAGCACGAAGAGGCUGCCGAAUCAUUGUACAUGAACGGCCGUUUGCUUAUGGACAGGGUCGUUGAAGUUCUGGCAUCCUCAACCCGCAUACUCGAUAGGGCAUCUGAGUUGCUCACGCCAUUUGCUUCCCUGAAGAACAGACCACGUCCAGGAGAUUGGAACUGCCCAUCUUGUGGCUUCUCUAACUUCCAGAGAAGAAUCGCCUGCUUUAGAUGUUCAUUCCCCGCUACCUCAGCGGUGGCCAUCCAGGAGCAGAUUUACAAUGCUCCACAGAACAAUUCUCAUGAUAAUGGUUUGAUGAGACGCCACAAACUCGAGGACAAACAGAACAACACUUCAAGCAAUGGUUACAAUGACUACUACGGUUCCCCUCAUCACCAGGUGAAAAACAACUCUGGUAAUUUCAAUUCCAACUACAAUACUAAUUACUCUCAGGUCCACAACAAUGGAAACUCUCAAAGAAUGCACUACAAUAAUAGCGUGCCCUUCCGUGCUGGUGAUUGGAAGUGUACCAAUGAGGCUUGUAAUUAUCACAACUUUGCGAAAAAUCUCUGUUGUUUGAAGUGCGGCGGAGCUAAGCCCGCAUCUGUCGCAAAUCAAAUGCAGCAUUCCCAUUCCGGAAACAUGACAAAUCAUCAUGGUGCCAACCAAGCAAAUAUUCACACUGUAAACACAACAGCUGCUGCAAUAGCGGCUGCUACCGCAAGCGGGCAGCCAUUGAACUUGAAUAGCAACUAUGGCAACGGACAGCGCUCGCAAACAAAUAGACUGCCUCAAGGCAACAUCCAACUGCAGCCUCAGAUACCAGUGCAAAUGAACAGCAACGGCUUGUACUCCAACCUUGGACAAUUGCAACAACUUCAGUUUAAACAGCAACAACAACAACAACAACAGCAUCUGCAACAACAGCAACAACAACAACAACAGCAGCAGCAGCAACAACAACAACACCUUCCUAGCCACUUACCACAACACUUGGCGCUUUUGCAGGGACCAGGACAAGGCGCACACGCGAAUCAAAAAAACCGCCCAAAGCACCUGCAAUCGGCCAGUAAUUCACCCCGAUUGUAUGGCCAGCAUCCAGGCUAUCAAUACAAGGGAGACAACGGGAUAGGCAAUGGAGGUGUUAACAUGCUUAGCAGCCAAAUCAAUUCUUUGAGUUUGAACAACACUGGCAUUUAG